Molecule: messenger RNA, 9351 nt
Organism: Anas platyrhynchos (mallard)
Lineage: Eukaryota; Metazoa; Chordata; Aves; Anseriformes; Anatidae
Source: RefSeq, a predicted model, not a curated record
CUCGCUGGCUGCUGCUCCUGCUGCUUCUGCAGUGUGGAUAGCAGGAAAUUCAGCAGAGCAGGACCGUUCUCAUUUGUCAGAACAUCCCGUUUCACUGCAAGCAUGGGUCUGAGGGAAGGAUUUUCAGCUGAUUUAUAGCGUUCUGAGAGGUCCCAACACAUCUUCUAUCUUUCCUCAGCUUUGGGAACACUUGCUUAACCUGUAAUCAGCAUGACUCAAAACAACAUCAGUGUCUGUCUCUGGAGCAAAAAGAAAUAAUGCGCUUUGUUCUGCUGCUUCCUAUUCAAAGAGGAAUCAUAUUGGGAAGCAGAAGUUGCUGAGAAGGAGAAAGAUUUGAUACCCAACUCACUGGAAAAGGAUGUGCAAAAGGACUUCUGGACAUUCCAGUGGGUUUCAGGCACUGGACAUGGACACGGAGGAUGACCCCUUGUUACAGGACUCCUGGCUAGACGAGGAAGAUGAAGAGGUUGCCUUCAGCUCACGGAAGAGGCAGGAGGGUGCUCUGUUGUGUGGUAAAAGCCCGUGCAGAGCCAGGCCACUGCGUGUCACGCUGCCGGCGACUGGCUUCUGGAAUAUUGUUGGCUGGAUAUUCACCAACCCGUACUGCGCCGGCUUCAUCCUUUUCCUUGGCUGCGCCAUCCCCGCUGUGCUUGCUGUUGUCAUGUUCCUCCACUACCCAGCCCUGGACAUCGACAUCUCCUACAACGCCUUCGAGAUCCGUAACCACGAGUCCUCCCAGCGCUUCGACGCGCUUGCCUUGGCCCUCAAGUCCCAGUUUGGGUCGUGGGGGAGGAACCGCCGGGACCUGGCUGACUUCACCUCUGAGACCCUGCAGAGGCUCAUCUUUGAGCAGCUCCAACAGCUCCACCUCAACGCUUCCCACCUGGGGGGCGGUGCACGGGCCAAGCGCAGCACCCCGCAGGGCAGGACUAGCCCCCAAAGACCCCGUGCCCACCUCAACCCAGGAAACCAAACUGCCCGAGCAGAGAGGGGCGCCCCGCGCUGGGACUACUCGAACACUUACGUUAGUGCCAACACACAGACACACGCGCACUGGCGCAUUGAGCUCAUUUUUCUGGCUCGGGGGGAUGCUGAGAACAACAUCUUCACCACCGAGCGCCUGGUCACCAUCCACGAGGUCGAGCGCAAGAUCAUGGACCACCCUCGCUUCCGGGAGUUCUGCUGGAAGCCCCAUGAGGUCUUGAAGGACCUGCCCCUGGGCUCCUACUCCUACUGCUCCCCUCCCAGCUCCCUCAUGACCUACUUCUUCCCCACUGAGAGAGGAGGGAAGAUUUACUACGACGGCAUGGGACAAGACCUUGCAGACAUCCAAGGAUCCUUGGAGCUGGCCAUGACCCACCCCGAGUUCUACUGGUAUGUAGACGAGGGCUUGUCUGCUGAGAACAUGAAGAGCUCCCUGCUGCGGAGUGAAAUCCUCUUUGGGGCGCCGCUGCCGAACUACUACUCGGUGGAGGAUCGCUGGGAGGAGCAGCGCCGCAAGUUCCAGAGCUUUGUCGUCACCUACGUGGCCAUGCUGGCCAAGCAGUCCACAAGCAAAGUCCAGGUGCUGUAUGGAGGGACGGAUUUGUUUGACUACGAAGUAAGGAGGACUUUCAACAAUGACAUGUUGCUGGCCUUCAUCAGCAGCAGCUGCAUAGCAGUCCUGGUCUACAUCCUCACCUCCUGCUCAGUGUUCCUGUCAUUCUUUGGCAUUGCCAGCAUCGGGCUAAGCUGUCUGGUGGCUCUGUUCCUGUACCACGUGGUUUUUGGGAUCCAGUACCUGGGCAUACUUAAUGGGGUGGCUGCCUUCGUUAUCGUGGGGAUCGGGGUUGAUGAUGUCUUUGUUUUCAUCAACACCUACCGCCAAGCCACCCACCUGAAGGACGUGCAGCUGCGCAUGAUCCACACCAUCCAGACAGCGGGGAAGGCCACCUUCUUCACCUCCCUGACCACAGCUGCAGCAUAUGCUGCCAACAUCUUCUCUCAGAUACCAGCUGUGCAUGAUUUUGGACUUUUCAUGUCACUGAUUGUGUCCUGCUGCUGGGUAGCUGUGCUCUUCAUCAUGCCAGCUGCUCUUGGAAUAUGGACCCUUUAUGUGUCCCCACUAGAGAGCUCCUGUCAAACCAGCUGCAGUCAGAAGUGCACCAAAAAGAGUGCUUUGCACCUGGCUGAAGAUCUCUUCAUUGCCUCUGAAGCCACCUCCAGAGCAGGCCGAGAGACGCUUCCCUAUCUCGAUGAUGACAUCCCACUGCUCAGCGUGGAGGAGGAGCCUGUCUCUCUGGAAAUGGGGGAUGUUCCCUUGGUGUCUGUGAUGCCAGAAAAUCUGCAGCUCACUGUGGAGAAGAGCAGCCGAGGUCACUUGAUAGCCCAUCUGCAGGAGCUGCUGGAGCACUGGGUGCUGUGGUCUGCAGUAAAGAGCAGAUGGGUGAUUGUGGGGCUCUUUCUCGUUGUUUUGCUCCUAUCCAUAUUCUUUGCCAGCCGCCUCCGUCCAGCAAGCCGUGCUCCAGUCUUGUUCCGGCCAGACACAAACAUCCAGGUGCUGCUAGACCUGAAAUACAACCUGAGUGCUGAAGGCAUCUCCUGCAUUACCUGCUCAGGUUUGUUUCAGGAAAAGCCCCACAGCUUGCAGAACAACAUCCGAACUUCCUUGGAAAAAAAGAAAAGAGGCUCAGGGUCACCUUGGGGAAGCAAAGGGAGCAUAAGUGAUACAGGGCAGCAAGAUCUGCAGGGGACUGUGUAUAUCUCCAAGUCCAGAAGCAAGGGAAGGCCAGCCAUCUACAGAUUCUCUCUCAACGCCAGCGUCCCUGCCCCCUGGCAGAUGGUGUCACCAGGAGACGGGGAGGUGCCUUCGUUCCAGGUGUAUAGAGUGCCUUUCGGUAACUUCACCAGGAAGCUGACAGCUUGUGUGUCCACAGUAGGGCUGCUUAAACAGACGAGCCCCAGGAAGUGGAUGAUGACCACCUUGUCCUGUGAUACCAAGAGAGGCUGGAAGUUCGACUUCAGUUUCUAUGUGGCCGCCAAGGAGCAGCAGCGAACGCGGAAACUGUAUUUCGCCCAGUCGCACAAGCCCCCCUACCAUGGCCGAGUGUGUGUGGCACCUCCUGGCUGUCUUCUCAGCUCUAGCCCAGACGGACCCACCAAAGGCAUCCUUUAUGUUCCCAGUGAGAAAGGUAAGUACCCUAAAGCAAAGCUGUCAGCAACCUCUGGAUUUAAUCCUUGCAUGAACACGGGCUGUGGGAAGCCAGCAGUGCGGCCACUGGUGGACACAGGAGCCAUGGUGUUUGUGGUCUUUGGUAUCCGAGGGAUUAAUCGCACAGGACGUUCAGACAACCACGUCAUUGGAGACAUGGGCAGCGUUAUCUAUGAUGACAGCUUCGACCUCUUCAAAGAGAUUGGCAACCUGUGCCGCCUCUGCAAAGCCAUCGCCAGCAACACCGAGCUGGUGAAACCAGGAGGGGCUCAGUGCCUGCCCUCGGGUUAUAGCAUCUCCUCCUUUCUGCAGAUGUUGCACCCUGAGUGCAAGAACAUCCCUGAACCGAACCUGCUGCCUGGCCAGCUCUCUCACGGGGCAGUGGGCGUGAAGGAUGGGAAGGUGCAGUGGAUCUCCAUGGCGUUUGAAUCGACAACCUACAAGGGGAAAUCUUCCUUCCAGACAUACGCUGACUAUCUGAAAUGGGAGACAUUUCUGCAGCAGCAACUCCAGCUUUUCCCAGAGGGCUCUGCUCUCCGACAUGGUUUCCAGACCUGUGAGCACUGGAAGCAGAUCUUCAUGGAGAUUAUAGGAGUGCAGAGUGCCCUGUACGGUCUCAUCCUCUCGCUGGUUAUUUGUGUGGCUGCAGUGGCAGUGUUCACCACCCACAUCCUCCUCCUGCUGCCGGUGCUGCUCAGCAUUUUAGGGGUGGUCUGCUUGGUGGUGACCAUCAUGUACUGGUCUGGCUGGGAAAUGGGGGCUGUGGAAGCCAUUUCUCUCUCCAUCCUCGUUGGCUCCUCUGUCGAUUACUGCGUGCACUUGGUGGAGGGCUACUUGCUGGCAGGGGAAAACCUGCCACUGCACCACACGGAGGACCCCACAGCGUGCCGCCAGUGGAGGACGAUUGAAGCAGUCCGUCACGUGGGAGUGGCGAUCGUCUCCAGCGCCGUCACCACGGGGAUCGCCACCGUCCCCCUCUUCUUCUGCAUCAUCGCCCCUUUCGCCAAGUUUGGGAAGAUCGUGGCCCUCAACACGGGAGUCUCCAUCCUCUACACGCUCACUGUGAGCACAGCCCUGCUCAGCAUCAUGGGGCCCGGCACCUUCACCCGGAGCAGGACUUCCUGCCUCAAGGCGGUGGCAGGAGUGCUCCUCACCGGCCUGCUGGGGCUAUGCAUCUGCCUUGCCCUGCUGAAGAGCGGGUUUAACAUCCCCCUCCCCAACGGGACAGCCCUGUAGACCUUACGCCAAGAGCCGCACGCUCUGUCCUCUCGCUCCCUUUUCUUUUCGCUUUCUUUUUUUUAAAGGAUAUUUUUUGUAAGAAAAAAAAAGAGGAAAAAAAAAGCCCUUUUUUUCCAGAAGUUUUUCAACUCCAGAUGCACUUUAUUUUCUAAUAGGUUUUGCUCUAAACUUGUAUUUAUUUCGGUAGUGAUGGAUGGAUGACGGACAGUGAGGGCUGCCCAGGGAAUUCCUCAGCCCAUAAGCAGGAGGGGAGGAGGUAUCCUUCUCUCAAUUUUCUUUCUGCUUUUCUUUUUUUAAAUGAACAGAGCUUUCUGGAACCACAAAGAUAAAGGGGAGAAGUCAGGCCCUCUGCUCCCUGUCAGAAACCUUCCCUUCUGCCCUUUCCCUCUUCUGGGCCAGGGUCAGCAUCCAGUGGCUCUGGAGGUGAUGUCCUGCACCCUGCCAGGCCAGUGCAUCAUUACAUGAGCCUUGCAACAGCAGUGGGCUGAGGGAUAGCAGUGUCUGGACCCCUUUGCCGUGUCCUGUGCCCAGCAGUGACCUCAGUGCACAGGACACAUUUCCCAGCCAGCUCUUACCGGGGUUGUUGUGGGAUUAGAGCUAGAAAUCUUGGGCAGUCCCAGUUCCUGCUCCCUGUGUGACCUCACCAGUCGCAGCCUCUGCUCUUCAUGGUGGAGAGCGAACUGAAGGCCUCCAGCUCCCUGCAACGAUUUUUGCUCCUGGACCUGGCAGCCAGCUCUUAACCUGAGGGCGAGCUAAGCCCUGCGGCCAGGCAGAGCCCGAGGCUGGCAGCAUGCAUGGACACACAGCGGGGCACCCUCUGUGACAGCUCCGAGCCCCCCUCCCACGUGCAGACACGAAGGCAGCAGAGCUUCAGCCUGCGGCUGCUGCCUGCUCACAGCAGAUGGUUUAUAUUAAAGUAAAAUGAAAUUGCAAACUAGUGCCAUUAACAAGUACAUUUUAAGCAUCACUGAUUCCAUCAUAUUCUUAAAAUUGAAAUAACUAAGUGUGUGCAUUGAGAUGCAGCGCAUCUGGUCCUCGGCAGAGGGGGAGGAGUCAGGCCCACUGGGAGAUGCAUUAAACAUUAUUUACAGGGAUGCCAGCAGAGGGAGGUGGCCAGAAAGCAGCCUGAGUCCUCAUUUGUUUGCAGAUACCGUGUCCCUGGUGGCUUUGCAUUCUCUGUCUGGAUUGACCCCCUUUUUAAAAUGGAAAUACCAGGACGCCGGUUCCCAGCACCAGCGAUGCUCUGGGGCUGUGCUGCUGGGACAGACCAGCAGCUGCUUCUGUGCGGCUCGCUGAAUCCCUGCUUUGAUCCCUGCCCGUCUCUUACGCCUUCACAUCGUGCCAUCCCUCUGAAACCGGAUCAAAUGUUUGUUCCUAAGCUAGGUUCCCGAAGGUAUCAGAAGGAGAAAGAAGUGUGAGAACAGGAAUCGCCUUGGGCCUUGUUGAUGCCAGGGAAAAUCCAGAGCACUCCUGCUGCAGGCAGUGAAGGUGGUGAAAGCAUUAGCAGACCAGACCUGAUUUCUUCCUCACCACCCCACAGCGCAGCUGAGUUACCUUUUUCUGCAGAGUGUUACAUGUUUCUUGGCCCCUACCUCUGAUCUGGCCCAGUUCUUGCAGGAUGAACCUUGUGCCCAUGAAUAAAUGGUUCUGGGAAGUAUUUUUAACUCUCCUAAACCUGUGCUUCUUUGAUAGCUGCUGGGUGCAACACAGCACAACAUCGAUCUGCAAGUCUUGCUUUCCUUGAUGGCUGUUCUCCAGAUUUAAUUACAGGUGGUGCCCUGAGCAGUGAGCAUGGAGGGCAGUGUGCUGAUGAUAGAGAUCGAGGUGGGUGCUGCAGGGGGAGAGCAAGGGAGCCCUGGUGCUGCUGCCCAGGAUGCUCUGGCUGCAGCUCGACCUCCUUUGGGUGAUUAAAGCUGAUGGAUAUUUCCAGGUCAGCAGACAAGAAAGGAAGGUGCUAAGUGCUGCCUUGCAGGAAGUUCCUCCUUCUCUGAGCACGGAGAAGCCUUGAAAGGGCUUUAAGGCAUGGCAUAGAUCUGCUUUGAAUCCUGUAAAAACUCAAAGCGCAUUCAGGCCCCAGGUGCCCUGUGGUUUUGAUCACUAUGAAGGACUAUAUAAGUCUCUCACCUCCAGAGUGAUGCUGGGCACACCAUGCUCAGCCACUCUUGGAAAGCAAGGAUUAAUUUCAAAGUAGUGGAAAACCUUUGGUGUUUCGGGUCUGAUCUGGCACUGUCUGAUCUCAGAUAAAAAUAACCGAGUUGUUAGCACCUGGCAGAAGCUGUCCCGUUUUCUGGAGCAGGCAGGGGAGAGGAAAGGCUGCCGUUUUCCCUCCUCCUCCCUGGCCAGCACAGGCACAGUCGGUGCUGUAGGGCUGGCUGGCACCAGCAGGAGCAGGAACAUCACCUUGCCCUUGCUUUCUGAAUGAUUUCCUCAUUCAGGACGGAAAAUGAGAGAGCCUGAGGUAGGUGCAGAGCUGUAACAGAUGAUUCACAAAGGCAUGCUGAGGAGGUUGUGCACAUCCAGCAAGGAGACAGAGGCAGAGAAAGGAGGAGGAACCUCUCCAGAUUGUAGUAAGAUGCCAGAAGAGCCAGGAGAUGAUCCCAGAAGAGCCAGGAGAUGAUCCCAGACAAUGCUUUUCUGUGCAGGGACCCACCAAAUAUAGGUAAGCUGACAACUUCAUGGUCAUGACACUUGUCUUUAAGGUCUAAGUAGAUAUUCCCCCUUGUCCCCACUUCACUCUGCACAGCUCUGUGGUCAGGGUGGCUGGUGUUUUCUCCACAUGCUACGGAGUCAAAGACACAGAGGCAGGGCCCGUCCUUCCCCAAAAUGUUUGCAACACCCUGAUCUCCCCAGCCAUCUGUGGAGACAAUAAAUCAGUGGCAGAUGUGUACAUCCGUCUCCAUGUAGGCAGCGUCCCCCUUGACAUUAGAAAAUAUUCAUAAAAUUAUAGGGGUAAGAAAAUGGAUGGGUUUAUCUGAGCAAAUGCAAAGGUGGGGCUGACAGCCCUACUGGGAAUGAGUGCUCUGAGGCAGAUGCUCGCAGCAAUAAAAAGCAAGGGCUCACCUGUCUGGCUCUUUUCUGGGAGCAGAUGCUUGCCCUAAAUUAAUUCCUCCCACAUCUCUGCCUAUCUUCUUUCGCUGAUGACUCUUCUGUUGCCCAGACCAUCUCUUGGGCCCCGUCUUGCCGAGCAAGGUUCAGCCUUCUCAGUGCUAGCUGCUUUUGCCUAAGAUGCUUGUGGAGGCUGGACUAAAACUGUCUGGAGAUUUUCUCUGGGAGAAUUUCUUGGACAGAGGAAGCAAAGGUGCUAAAAUGCUUCAUAUGAAGCUGCCAAUUUUGAUGUAUUUAAACAGUUGAACACAGCAGCCCAGUGUCACGGAAAUAUUCGAUCCCAGCCUUACUUGGAGGAGAAUGUGCUGUUUUUCCAUUCCAAAACAAUCUUACUGCUGCACUUAAAAAGAAAUGUAUACAAGUUCUCGGUUACAGCACACUGCAGUGAAAUAUUUGGUAGCUGCCCACUCUUCUUUUUCCUCGUAAAAUCCUGUUAUGAAGGAUACCUUCUGAAAAGCUGAUGUUAAUGUUUCAGGAUGGGGGCCAUUUGGUAAAUGCAGUUUCCUACAAAAUGGAACGGGUCCUGUCCUGACCAGGAGCCCUCUCCUGUGCAGCUCUUGGCAGUCCCAAAAGGGCAUUGCUCCACGUUGUUGAAGCACUGAGAUGCGCAGAGCUGCUGCUGCUGCUCCUUGCCUUCAGGAGAGCUGCUGAAUGAGUUCAGGGUUCCCCAAAGACACUGGUGAGACAACAGAGCCCCUGCUUGCAACAGCCCUGCCUAAAUCAGCUUUGGAGUGAGGAGGAACAAAUUUGGUGUGCUUUGUAAAGAUCAGCAUCAGAGGGAGAAAUAGAGCCAGGUCUCCUUGCUCCAUUUGUUUCCUUUUGUUGCAGUGGCUCUUGAGGUGCUGAGCUCCUACAGAAUCUGUAGAGGCAGCAGGGACAUCAGGGCUGGCCACCAACCCUGGCAAUUUCAAAGACUACAGAUGCUGGAAAGGAAUCAGUGGCUGUGCUGGGCUAUGUUCUCGAUCCCUCCUGGACCUGAAAUGAUGCCAGAGCAAAGUCAGCUUCAAAUUAUUCCCAAGAAGGACAUGGGGCAUGCUCACAGAGCUGCUGGGAGCACUGAUUUGGUAGUCCGGGUGCAGGGGUCUCCAGAGGCCCCUGGCUUUGUCUCCGCUGGAGCAAACUGGCAUGUUGCUUUAUGUCACGACAUCUAAUUCUUUUUGCUUGUCCUACCCUGAAUUUUCUUACCAGAGUGGCCUGCCCUCCUGGAAGGUUAUAAACCCCCAAGACACACAUAAAUCCUCCCAUGCUGUCCACCAAGGAAGCUGCGCUGAUUGAUUUGCAGCCAGGCAGGGCAAACGCAGUCUCUCGGUUAUUCCUUCUGAAAUCACUGCUCACCCCGCACAGCAUGCAAGCCACAGUUCACAGGUUAUGCUGUCCCAAAGGCCUCUGCCAACUCCUCUGCCCUGGCUGAGACCCAGGGUCCUGGAGCUGGAAGUCUUUCACAGCCUGUCUCCAUCCCCAGGAGGUGAUUGUGGGGUUCAGGACCCUUCAUCCCCUCCGCUCCUCCUCUGGGUGGCUGCUGGAGGGGAUGGGACGGCGAUGGCCAGGAGCAGGAAGGUUCACAGGGGGGAGCAGAAGAGAGCAAACGGGAGGGAGGAUGGGUCGAGAGCCGGGGAGAAGAGAUUUGAGCACCCCAAGGCACUGCCGUUUCACCGCGUCGCGUGCAGACCUUCAAGUGUUGGUUCUCAGAGUGAUGUAGCACAAUUCCCAACGGUAACGUACGCGUGUUACUUUUGUAAGUCGUCUCCUACCCUCACUAUUUUCAGUGUUCCUUGAUUUUUGGAGACUGUUGUAAAUAAAAGAUUUUGGCAUUCGCU